Molecule: messenger RNA, 6005 nt
Organism: Penicillium brasilianum
Lineage: Eukaryota; Fungi; Ascomycota; Eurotiomycetes; Eurotiales; Aspergillaceae
Source: the annotation of a GenBank genome assembly
CCCAGCACCAAUCCUCAUUUCUUCCCUUCUCUCUUCCCUGCACAUUCACUGGCCUUUUUCUCCCCUCCCCAAGCCACACUUUCGUUUGCGACUUGCAGACCACCGGUGCCCGAAGCGCCUUGCCCCCCCUCGUCCUGCGUUGGCGGGUGUACAGAUAAUUGGUCGCUUGCGAUUGCUCUCUUGCGCGCUGUCUGACUAUUCCCUCUCUCCCUUCCUCUCGCGCUCUCUCUCCUUCUGCCUCUCUCUCGCUCUGCCCAACUUUUUCCCCCCUCCCCGUCUGUGUCCUCCGUUUGGACCAUUCCCAACCCCAUCCCCACCCGCCCUGAUCGACUCGGACUCAGCACGGGUUCCACAUCAGCAACCCGGCGUGCCUCUUUUUCCACCCACCGAUCUGCAACUUGCCUCCGACCCUGCAACUUCAUUUCCCAAACCCUCCUGUCAACACUUUCUCCCGACCGUCUUUUUUUCGACAUUUCUCAACCCGUCUCGUCUUGCCUCUCCUCCUCUCCUCCUAUUAUUCCACCACGCGACCCCUGUGCUCCAUUUUCUCCAACUCUUCUGUCGGGACUACGUUCUAUUCCUCACGCUCUCCGAAUCACACCGUCUGGCGAAUGCUGACGACCAUCACCUCCUUCCGCGGAUCUAGUCCCCAUUGAUGGGGCUUCCGUCAUGAAUCCCGCCCAGUUUCCCAACCCCGGCGGGGGCAUGCCGGGCUUGACGCAGCAACAACAACAACAGCAGCAGCAACAGCAGCAGCGCACUGAUAACGGCCAGAUACUUAUGAACCACGUCGGACAUGAGUUACAAAUGCAGCCUCGACUUGGUGGAUGGAGAGAUGAAGUCCCUAUCAGGGUUCGAGCUAUGCAUGUUUUCCAAAUGAUUACCUCCCUUCGAUUAAUUCAACCUCGAAUCGACCUGAAGCAGGCAGGCACAGCUGCGAUUGCUUUUGAAACUAAUGCCUGGAAGAAGGCCAAAGAUUUGACCGAAUACGAGAAGACUUGCAACGAGAAACUCAACCACAUCAAAGAUACCCGCCAGAGACAAGCCGCUGUUGCGCUUCAAACCGGAAUGAUGCCCCAAGGUGGGCCCGCGAUGCAGAACCAGCUUCAGGGUGGAAUUCCCCCUCAGAUGAACCCGAACAUGCAAACCUCGCCCGUGGCUCCGGGUCAGCCUCCAAUGAUGGGCAUGAAUACUCCCAACCAACAGGCUGCUAUGCAACAGCGCCAGCAACAACAGCAGCAGCAGCAGCAGCAACAACAACAACAACAACAACAGCAGCAGCAGCAGCAACAACAACAACAACAACAGCAGCAGCAGCAAGCAAUGCUUCAGCAGCAACAGCAGCAGCAGCAGCAACAAUUGCAGCAACAGCAACAGCAACAGCGGACCCAGCAACGCCCUGUCAAUGGCGUUCCUCUCACCGAUGACAUCCAUGCUCUUCAGAACCCCGACGCCGAACAUGUGCAACGACUCGCGCAACAAAUGAUGUCCAAGACGUCUCCAGAGGACGUAGAAAAGAUUAAGGCGAAUCUUGCCAACAUGAAUCCGGAGCAGCGACAGUACUUGCAACGAAAGGGCAUUGAUCCGGUCAACUACUUCUUCCGUACCCAGGCUCUGGGCCAUUUGCGACGAUACCGUCGCUCUCGCAUGGAGAUGGGCCGUAAUGGCAAUCUUGCCAAUCCCGAGGCUAUGCUCACGAAUGAUCCGAUGAUGAGCCAACAAGCGAUGUUCCAAAACAUGAUGAAUUUGCAGCGCAGCAAUUCGACUUUCUCCGGUAACCAAGCCCAGGGACAGGAUCCGAACGCUUUCUUCGGCAACGUGGAGAACAUCCAGGGCCAGCAAGCUGACGGUCUUCGCUCGCAGGAAGCCGGUCAGUUGGUAGUUCCCGCCAGUUCGUCGCAAAUGAACCAGGCACCGUUCAACAACCAACAGAACUUGUUCCAACAGCAGGCCGGUCAGAACGGUCAAGGGAACGGGACUAUGAACGGUCUGGGCAUGAAUAAUCAGGCUUUCAACCAACAGCAUAUGCAGCAGAGUCUUCCCAACGGAGCCCAGCAGUUCCAGGCCCAACAGGCCCAGCAAGCUCAGGCCCAGGCUCAGGCUCGUGCUCAUGCUGCCCAGAAAGCGCAGCUGGCUAUGUCUGGCCAGGUUAACUCGCAAGCCCAAGUCCCGUUUCCCCAGCAGAGUCCGGUCAUGCCGAUGCUGAACCAGGGAAUGCCUCCCGGUCAAAUCUCCCCUGUCCCAAUGUCUGCCCAGGUUCGACCUCCGUCUCGCCCGGCGAAUAUGGGCCAGCACCCAGGUGGCAUGCAGGCCGGACAACCCACUAUGCAAAAUCGCCCUCCAAUUCCCGCCGGUCUUCCCCAGGCGGUUCGAGAUCAAUUGGCCCAAAUGAGUAAUGAGCAGCUUCAUAAUUUCCUGCAGAAUCAACGUCGUGUUCAUGCCAGCAACAUGGCUCGAGCCAACGUUCAGCAGCAACAGCAACAGCAGCUACAACAGCAACAGCAACAGCCACAGCCACAGCAGCAACAGCAGCCUCAGCAGUCGGUGCAGCAAGGUUCUCUGACACAGGAUGGUCAAAAUCCGGCCCUGUUCACUGGAGGACAAAUGGUCAACAAUCCUCGAAUGAGAGCCUCCAUGAGUAUGCCACAAGGCAUGAACCCGGCAGCUGGUCUCGUUCAAAACCCACAGCAGAUGACUCCUCAGCAACGGGCCGUGCAUUUGCACCGACAGAACGAGCUGGCCAGGCUGGUCGCCCUCCGCAAACAGAACAAUGGCCACGAGAUGACUGUUGAGCAGCAAAAGGAAAUGGAUCGUGUCUCUUUCCCAACGUCGCUGAUUGCCAAUAACCCCCAAGUCCCCCAAAACAUUAAGACUUGGGCUCAGAUCAAACAUUGGGCGAGCACCAAUCCCAUCACUACGACUGGCGUAGAAUUCAGUCGACUCUUGACUCUACAAAAGCUUCACUUUGCCCAGAUCCUGGCUGCGAAGCUCGCCCAGCAGCAGAGCCAACAGAACCAGCAAAAUCAAAAUCAAAUCCAGCAGGGUUUCCAAGGCCCUCAAAAUGGGAUGCAAGCUCCUCAGAGUCACCCAAAUCCCGGGAUGGCCAUGGCAACACGACCAAUCACUAAUGAUGAUAUCCAAACUGCUCGCCAGCGGCUGGGAACCAAUUCGGCCAACUAUGACGACGACCAGAUUCGCGAGCUUCUUCGGAAUAAGCAGAGGCAGAUGCUCGAGCAAGCUGCACAUCAACGGGCUCUUGCUUUGGGUCAAGCAGUGCCUCAACCUUCUGGCUCCGUACCUCCAACUCAGUCGCAGGCUCAAUCACUCGGUGUUCCCCAGCAGCCUUUGCAAGUCCCUGGUGAUCUGCAACCUCCUAAUCAGAAACAACAACAGACGGCCCCUACCCCUAAGAGUGGUAAAGCCACAGCUGUCGUGAAUCAGAGAUCGAAGAAGCGACCAAAUCCAGAUGACGCGGUUGAGUUGUCGAGUAUGAACAUCACCCCUCAGCAAAGCCAUGCUACUCCAACCACCGCUGUCCCUGCAGUUCAAAAACAAGGGAUCAGUCAACCAUUCUCACAGGAGGCCUUUAACGCCAUGACUCCUGAACAGCGUCUGCAAAUUGAACAAACAAUGCGGCGCCAUCAGCAGGGAUACUUCCGUCCUCCGCAUCCCAAUAGGGCAACUGCUGAACAUAAUUGGAAUACGAAUCUCCCACCGAAACUUUUGGAGGCCUACGCCGAGAUCUCCAAGGCUGCUCCACCUCCAAACAUCGUGCCUAUCUCCGCAGAACAGAAGUCGAUUAUGACCCAGCAGCUGCAAGAAUCCAUCGACAUCCUGUCUCGAGUGGAGAUCAUCAUUAUGCAAGGAUUCGCAAAGGCGAACAACCAAGAACGUAGUGUGAAAAACAUACUCGCCAUGCGGUUCCAGUUGAUGCGUCAGUUCAAGAACACUCCGGAAUGGAUCCCCAAUGAUUAUUUCACCGUCACUCCCGACUAUUUGACCGGCUCCAUUCUUUUCAUUCGCAGGUUCUUCCAGGCGGUGAUUCAGCGGGCAAAUGAGCGCCGGUCUGCUGCUUCCCAUCCCAACGCUCCAAUUCCUCAGUCGGAACAGCCCGGGCAGACUUCUGCUCUGAGCGCGAGCAACCUUAGGCAGCUACAGCAUCAACAGCAGCAACAGGACGAGGCCCUUCAGCGUGCUCGUCGUGCUUCCAGCCAGUCUGCGCCCGUACCGCCUGCGCCCUUCGGUGCUCCGUCACCCCAAGGUGUUCCAGCAUAUGGUUCUGGUGGACUUGUUCCCGAGAAACUGAAGCUCCCCCCACCCAAAAAGCGCAAGCAGUCCCACACCGGCGUAUCCUCAUCUCCCGUGCCGGCUAGUGCUCCAAUUAUCGCUGACGCGAGUUACAAGAAGGCCGUUGCGGACGCCAAGUCGACGGCUGCCGCUCUAGCUGGUGCAUUCAAGUGCAGCGUCGUCGAGUGCCAGCAUCAUUUCCAAGGUUUCCCAACACAGGUCGCGUUGGACAAGCACGUCGAGGAGAGCCACAAGCCAGAGAUGGAAGAAGUGAUCGAGGAUCCUAUCCAAUUCUACCUUGACAGCAUUGACAUCGGUCUUGGGUUGACCGCGGAUACCCAGGGAGCCCAGCCGAUCGCUACUACCAGCGCCGGCACCGCUCGAUUGAUGCCUUCCCCCGUCAAGCCUGGCCUGGCCACCCCUGCCUCCUCAACUGCAACUCCAAUGAUGCGAGCCGCGAGCCAGGUCGCUGCCAAGGGCGCGUCACCCGCUGCGUCUGCUCAGCAGCUCACCCCUCAGCUGGAGCAGGCCAAGAAACCGGGUCCCACGAAGCCUACCGCGCUCGAGCAACCGUCGGAACCCGCUCUCGCAUGGGCUAAUUCUCAGGUAACUCCUCAAGAGAUUCGCAAUACCUUUGAUCCCCUUUUCGAGGAGGUCGAUCCUUGCAAUGGGCUCAGCAUGUACUCUGGUGAGCCUUGGAGCUUCGACGCCUUACUAGCCAGCGAGUCCGCUCGUCGUGACCUGACCGAGGAUACCCCCGACUCCAAUGAUCUGGCCCUAGCCACUCAGACUCCCCAGGAUGAUCUUAAGGACCCGAUCAAUUGGUCCGAGUGGUCAAUGUACGAUGAGGAGUCCGCUGCGGCAACCGCAGAGUGGAUGAAGAUUCCGCUCGAGCUCCAGGACAAUUCUGGCGACGGUAUCAAGGGUGUACAUGUGGACUUUGACCGCCUUGAGCGUGAGCAGAAGGAGGCUACUCUCAGCGGUAGGGCCGGCCUUGUUAUUCCUACUGCAGUGUGAGUGCGAAGAUUCGAAUCGGCCGGAUUGAGCUUGACGAAGUUCCUUAUUUAUUCCAAUGUCCAUUUCGGUACGAACAAAGUUGCGGCGGACUUGUUUUUUUUACCCUUUUUCACGACUUGACUGUUAUUGUUUCCUUUUCUUCCCAUCCUGGCGGGUUUCCUCUGGCGUACAUAGGAUACGGGUCUCUGUCAUUUUCGACUUUUUUUUCUUUUUUUUUUUUUCUUCUUCUGCUUCUUCUUCUCCUUCUUCUUUCCAUGAUGGGUCACAAUCUGGAAGCGAGUGUACCAUACCCCAACACGGGACUGCCGUUUUCUCUCAUCCUUUCUUUGUGGCCAAUUUUUCCUUUUCUCUUUCUUCCCUUCUUCCUUAAUUUCAUUUGAGCGAUCCCUCUGCGUGGAUACUGGAUUCUGUGCCUUUUCCUUCUUUUUUUUUCUUUUUUUUUUUUUCUCUAUUUGUGAUUCCCAUCUGGAUCAGCGAUGGCGUUCAUACCGUGGGAAAAAAGAUGAUGGGUCUCUGUUUUUUCGCCCGGAUGGGUUUUUGCUUGCUAAUAGCAUCUUUCUCUGUCUGACACCAUUGAUCUCAUGACCUUGUCAAUAUCAGGGCAAAUGGUUUUAUCUUCUUUCUCUCUGAUUCUAUACUUGUACAUUUGGCUCGUAGUUACAUUCAUUAGUUAUUCGUAGUGUACGAUAGGCUGUACUCCC